Molecule: messenger RNA, 2293 nt
Organism: Phaedon cochleariae (mustard beetle)
Lineage: Eukaryota; Metazoa; Arthropoda; Insecta; Coleoptera; Chrysomelidae
Source: the annotation of a GenBank genome assembly
AUGGCUGCUUGGAUAGGAAAGUUGGAAAAUCAAAAUCAAAGCGACAAUUUCAACAAUGUCGUGGUUACUCAUGAUCUACAGGACUGUCUUGAUGAUAGUCUUGAUUUUAAUUUCAACAUUUAUGCAAUAGAAAAUGAUCGAGAGACAGAUAUUUCAGGAAAUGCGACUAUAAAAUCUAGUGAUAAGUCUGGGAAUGUUGAAAAUGUAGAAGGGAGUGUUGGAUAUGUUCAGCACACAGUAUCCACAGAUGAAAUCCUAAUGCAAAUCAACCCUGGAUCUCCCAAUAAAAUGCCAGAAAAACCAUCUCAUGCCACAUUAACAAUAACUGCAACAAAUCCUGAUACCAAAGAAACAAUAGUAAAUAGAUUUCUUUGUGAAUAUCAAGGAUGUUCUCGAACAUACAGCACUGUGGGAAAUCUGAGGACUCACAUGAAGACCCACAAAGGUGAAUACAGAUUCAAAUGUUCAGACCCUAGUUGUGGCAAAGCCUUCCUAACCUCUUAUAGCCUGAAAAUCCACAUUAGGGUGCACACCAAAGUAAAACCAUUCGAAUGCAGUGAAGGGGGCUGUGACAAGGCUUUCAACACUCUGUAUAGAUUACGGGCUCACGAGCGUCUGCAUAACGGCAAAACUUUCAAUUGUGAGUCAGAUGGAUGUACGAAAUAUUUUACUACCCUGAGUGACCUUAAAAAACACAUUAGAACCCACACAAGAGAAAAACCUUAUAAAUGUAUCGAAACCAGUUGCGGCAAAGCAUUCACAGCCAGCCACCACCUGAGGACUCACCAGCGCAUCCAUACAGGGGAAAAGCCCUACGCUUGCACCGAGUCCAACGAGUGCCAAAGAGCUUUCACGACUCCCCACAGCUUGAAGUCCCACAUAAAAACGCACCAGAGACACGAAAAACAACGAGAGAAACCGGAACCACCCGAUAGCAUCGAUCGAAGUGGUAGUUUUUCGGAAAAGGAAAACUAUGCGGAUGGGAACGUUUCCGAUUUACUGGUGGCAUCGGGCUCUGAGUCUUUGGGAUUAGAAACGAUUGCCAAUGGUAAUACACCUGUUUUUGUCGAAGAACCACUUGUUUUCAAUAAGGGCACUUUGGAUUGGGGUCAUGUCGGUGUAGAGUGUCAGCAGAAUUUUCAGGGCCAGGAACAAGAACAUACUACUACUGAAGUACCUGCUCUACUGAACCAAAACAUAGACACCCCAAUAACUUUUGAAAAUAUCGAUUACACCUUUCUACCAGCACCCACAGAAAAUCUACUAAACGCGCCUAGCUACGUCAUCACCCACAAUACCCCCGAAAAAUACGCCGCAGUCAUAGAAGAAGAAUUCGAAAUGGCCAACAGGUUGAAAGACUAUGCCACAGUCACCACAGAAAACGUGCCUUUGCAACUCCUAUUCAACAUCGGCACAGAAAACAUCGAAAACGGCAAAGAGGGCGAAACUUUGAUCAACAACGUGAAUUUAGAACUGGGUGAUAAUACUGUCAUCACAGAGUUCCAAAAUCUGAGCAACAUCGAUACCAGCGCACAAGACGAAUUCAACUUGUUGCAGUCAAUUUACAAAUCUGGCGACAGUGUCAGAAUCACAAGUCCCAAAGUCAAAAUCAUCAGCGAGGAAAUAUUCCCCAAAACUAAUGGAGUACAAAGUAUCAUUGACCUUGGCAACCAAAGUUACCAGCCUGCCGACCUAGAACUAGAAACACCCGCUAUAUUAAAUAAUAACUUCCCUGCUGAUUGGCCCAAUUUACCGACUUACACUAGCGAUAGUACAAAUGCUGUUUUCACCGAAAACGAUACACAGGGUGUUGUGCAAAACUGUAGCUGUAAUUGUAGUUCCAACGACUGUGGCUGUGCUAAAUCCAAACCGAAACGAGUAGUGGGGAAUGCAAAGAAUUGCUGUGCCAAAGAGACCACUUGUAGUACUAAUGCCAAAACUAAUACAGGUUGUUCAGGGCUGUCGAAUAUUUUGAAAAUCGUUCGUGGGAACGCGAUUUGCAAGGAGAAAUCGGACGAGUGUUGUGUGGUGGUUUGUCUGAAAACCAUGGAUCAACUGAAGCAGAUGCUUUCGCUGGCGUCCUCUUGCGGUGGGUUCGAGAAUUUCAGGAUGGGGUGUGUGAAGAGCGAUUUAUGUAGUGGUUCGCCGAAUUGAGGGAAAUUUUGUUGCUAGAAUUCCCGCGCCAAUUUCUAACUUGACUUUUCUAACCUAAAUGAUUGAAUUAUGCCACUGAUGAUUUUUUUAGCUGCGACUAGAGACACGUUGAUGUGCCCGUAAAUUAUUCAUGGGUUGC